Magnolia sinica is the source of this 611-nucleotide messenger RNA. RefSeq lists its product as uncharacterized. The record is from RefSeq and is a predicted model, not a curated record. NCBI's taxonomy places the organism in Eukaryota, Viridiplantae, Streptophyta, Magnoliopsida, Magnoliales, Magnoliaceae. Bases 66 to 386 code for a protein of 106 amino acids. The transcript is spliced from 3 exons.
UUCAAGAUGAUACACAGCCUUUAUCAGGGGAAACAGAGGUCAAAUUCCAAUUGGCAAAAGAUACAAUGGAAACAAUGCUCGGGUCCUUGCACUAUAUAAGGAAUCAGUUGUCUAAUACUGUAAGUAUUGUCACUGAUAAUGUGGUGGAAAAGUUAGUGAGGUUUGCUAAUCCUAGAUGCCAGAAGGUGGGCCCCACCAUGUCUGAGAUCCUAGCCACUCAUCAGGGAUUAGAUUUGUUGAUCCGCCUUCUUUUCAAACCAGGGCACAUCUGUUCUGUGGCCUGCUGGAUGAGUAGCUGGGGGCUUGCACAUGGGACCAACUUGGUGAUACAUCAAACGGACAUCUGCAAAGACCAGAAACAAGUUGAACGCUGUAUGUUGAGAUGAAAUGACCGGCAAGGUACGGUUAGAUUGGCUUACUUAAAACCAUAGAAGGCCAUACUCUACAAGUGGGCUAUAGAAGAAACAUCAAUUCAGUUGACAAUUAUAGCAUGCCAAAGCAAUUAUCAUUGAGGGCUCCUGAAUUUGUAUUUUGAUACAUUUUAUGGUGAUAGCCUCAUUUAAAAAAUUUGCAAAUCGAGUCACUACUGGUUUAUGGUUAUACUUGUUGUA